GCGUCGGCAUCAGUCUACACGCCCAUGCCCUCGCAGCUGAAGAGGGGCAUCAGUUCUACCAGCCUCGGAGGCGCCUUUGGGCCAGAUACCCCGAACAAGAAAUUUAAGGGCUUGAUGGGCGCACCCCUGAAGAUCGAGAAUGAGCACAGGGUUGGGACGCCUCAGUACUGGAUCACCGAGCUCAACCUUCACAUGCUCUUCGACGGCGCCAAGCUGGGGAAGCAGGAGGCGCAAGCCAAGCUUCUGUUGCCGAAGCUCCCCCCUUCUGAGCGGAACGGCCUGCGCGUCCACAUGGAUCUCGUGGAGCACGCGAAGAAGAUGAACAACGUGCAUACCUUGAGUGACCAGGAGCUCCGAGAUGCUUGGCAGCCAUUUGCUAAGUUGGGAAUGCUUCCCACGCCGGAGCUCGCACUCAGUCUGGUACAGCGCCGCGUGGACUACUUAUGGAAGGAGCUCCAUGUUGCGAGUAGAGUUGAGAAGGUCGAGGGCUUGUGCAAGCAGUUGCUGGAGUGUCUGGGGAUCUGGUCAGACCAGUCGGGUGCCCGCUUCGACGUAUUCGACCCCAAGCUGAUAAUCACAGGCGGCACGGACGCCGAGAUAGCGGACUUCUUUGUGAAACGCGUCUUCGCGACAGGCAUCGGGCAUUGGAUCAGCCAGGGAGCGGCGAUGGAGACGCACGUGCAGGAGUUCGCCCUCGUUGCUGGCACGGUGUGGUCCGACCUUCCCGAGGACGCAGACUUGGGUCACGAUUGCGCCUUGGUCUUGCUGGACGCGCGUGCGGCGAUGAGGAUCACCAGGAGCUUCUUAGUCGCAGUCAUUGACGACAACACUGACAUCGAGAUCUUUCAGGAGUACCCUCGCUUUGAGCAGGAGGCGUUGCGCACCGCGGGCUACGCCGCGCCGGCGCAGGCUCUCGGUCAAGCUUUGAAUGCUACCUCUGGCUUGUAUUGGAGGCAGCAGUUCGAACGGCUGAAGGCUGAUUCCGACAAGAUCCGAGAGUUGGGGUCCAGCAUCGCCGACGCGAUCAGCAAGGUCACGAAGCAGCCCGCCCAGGUUUCCCAGGCCACCAUCAAGGAGCUCAGAGGCGUGUGCGAGAAUUUCCCUUACUGGGAGCAGCAGGUGAACGACCAGAUCUGCAUCAAGCUGCGCGCUGGCCCCAUCAAGAAGGUUUCGUGGGUGGCCGAAGAGCUGCUGAACAAGAAGAGGAAGCUCGAGCAGAAGGGCUCCUGCACGGAGGAAGACGAGAGGACAUGGACAGACAAGGGCGUGAAGAUGGGGAUGGUAUCCGAGGCCAUCUUGGCUUGGACGCCCACGAUGGCAGAGCAUGCCCAUCGGCUGCGCGGCGCCAUCGGGGCUUGCAAGCCAAACACCGUGUCGGGGAAGGUCGAGAACAAUGCUUACAAGUUGUUGCAGAGCAUUGCGAACGAUUUGGGGCAGAAGGCUAGCUUCGGCAAUGGCACCGACGCUCGCAUCUACGACGCGGUCGAGAUGCUCGCAGAGAUUUCCCCGAUGGACUUCAAGCGCGACACCGAGGGCAACCACAACGACUUGGACAAGCUGGCGAGGGAGUUGAGCCAGGCCCUUCAGCGCGUGCCGGAGAAGAACAUGCCCAGCGGCCUGGUGGCGAAGUUCUCCACGACCCUCAACGAACGCGAGGAGAGCACGCGUAAGACGGCGAAGGAGUUGGUCAUGGAGAUCGGCGAGCAGGUGAGGGGCCAUUUCUACGACGGGGUGCAGACGAAAAGCCAGAAGCUCCACGCCGAGAUCGACCAGGACGCCUGGGCAAAGGCCUGGGUUACCGGCACGGCUGGCGUUGAGGAGCUGGCGCUUCUGCUCGAAGUGGGGGCCCACGAACGCAACUCUUCGCAGGCCGAGCACUGGGGUGACAUGGCGGACAGCCUCCAGUCGGAGUUCGCGACGCUCUUGCAGACGACGGUGGACUUCGAGCUUGCACCGAAGGCUGAUAUCGAGACGACGCUCCCUGAGUUGAUCCGCACUGCCCGCGUGCUGCACCUCGAGCACAGCCUCAUCGGCCACUUCACCAACGAGGCGACGAAGCGUGACAAGAUCUUGCUGCGGGCCAAGAUGAGGGACAUCCAGGGCUGCCUCAAGGAGUGGUCGUUGACGCCAGAGGACUUCCCCACGGCGCUGAUCGCGCGCUACCGCGCGGGCCUGCGCAUGACGUAA
Molecule: messenger RNA, 2187 nt
Organism: Prorocentrum cordatum
Lineage: Eukaryota; Dinophyceae; Prorocentrales; Prorocentraceae
Source: the annotation of a GenBank genome assembly